Enhydra lutris kenyoni (northern sea otter) is the source of this 6312-nucleotide messenger RNA. RefSeq names its product zinc finger protein 623. Gene Ontology annotation, molecular function: DNA-binding transcription factor activity, RNA polymerase II-specific; RNA polymerase II transcription regulatory region sequence-specific DNA binding. The coding region runs from base 2458 to 3957 and encodes 499 amino acids. Gene Ontology annotation, cellular component: nucleus. The record is from RefSeq and is a predicted model, not a curated record. NCBI's taxonomy places the organism in Eukaryota, Metazoa, Chordata, Mammalia, Carnivora, Mustelidae. The transcript is spliced from 3 exons. Gene Ontology annotation, biological process: regulation of transcription by RNA polymerase II.
AGCUUACUUUUCUAAUACCCCAUAUGGUCUUGUAAAAGUGAUAGGUGACACUUGGGAAGGGGAAGAACCUUCCGCAUUGAGGAGCUGGGCACUGGAGGAAAGUAGACCUGGAUUGAACCUUACUGCUGCCUCUUACUAGCUUAGUGAUCUUGGACAAUUGCUUGUCUCUCUUAGUCUCCGUUUUCUCAUCUGUGGAGUAAAUAAUGGAGGGAACAGCUGCCUUGGAAGGUUUGGAGGAGUGUGUGAGACCGUGUGAGUCAGUUGCUCACCACCGUGCCUGCUGGGGUUCGAGGGGCCCUAGUAAGUAGUGCCCUGUCUCUCCUCCGGAGUUCUGAACUAAUGAGGCACAUGGCCAACUGCCACCUCAGUUCCGGGCAAGGCUGGGUCAGAGCAUCAGACAGACCCCGGUGCUUGCUCACAGGAAAUGCCAGCUGCUGGGGCCCCUCAGGGGCCACUCCACCGACCCUGUGGCUUAGAGGGGCAGAGCGUGUGUCCCCGUGGAGCAGGUCGUGUGCUGCCUUCCUGUUAUUCUCCCAGACUUUCAUCCUGCAGCUCCUUUCAUCUCUGGGGAAGAGAAAGGGUCAGGCAAGUGGGCAGAGUACCUCGUGACAGCAGAGGCACAGGGACGAACGUUCCUUCCAGUGUCUGAUGGGAGUAGGGAUUCUGUGACCGCCUGUGCCGUGACAGUGUGCAGGGGACCAGGUCAGCAUCUGUGUGGACAGACUUGAGGAAUGCCGGGACAUACGACAAACGGGGGAGAGGUUGCAGAUGGACGAGUGUAGUGGGAUCCCAUUUCUGCUUUUGAAAAUCGAAUUUAUGUUACUAAGUGUGUAAUUGUAUUUGUUCAAGCAGGUGUCAGGGGACGCGUAUUGAAGCAGCUAACAGUGGUGACCUGUUGAAUUGGCGGAGGUUCUCAUUGUGUAGAUUUUGUCUGUGUCGUCUACGCUUCGUUACUCGAGGUUUUCUGUUGUUUCUGUUUUCUCAAUUGGCAUAAUUUACUUAUAGCUUGAAAAAAUAAAGUAAUUUUUAUAAGCAGCCAAAUACAUAUUUUUUAAACCAAGUUGUUGAGCCUUUAACUCUGAAGACCGUCCUCAGUGGGUACCUGCAGCAGCUUCGUCUGGGACGCGCCCCAGCUCCGCUGAGCCCUGCUGAGCCGCUCCCGGGGGCUGUGCUGGUGGGUGAAUUAGCACACAGGCCUCCUCGUCCUUGUUGCCAGUCACUGGUGUGUGGGUUCAGUUUCUUCUUUAUCACUGGGAGCCUUGGUCUGAGUAAUCAGCCUGUUUCUUAGCAUUACCUAAGCAUUAUUCAAGUCGCCAUAACAGAUUCAAAAUAGUGUUUCUAACAAAAAAGUUAACUUCUGGUUCCACUUUGCCUACCUGGGUGGCUCUGGCUGUCAAGGCCUCCUGGGAGCCUGGCCGCUUUGCCUCAUCAGGGUGUCGAGGUGGGGGUGUGUGGAGGUGGGGGCCUUGCGCACACGCAUUCCGUUUCCAGCUCAUUGGCUGGAGCUCAGUCAUGGGGUCACAGCUCUCUUCAGGGGACUCCAGGAAGUGUAGUCAUUGGCUGGGGGGCCACAUGCCUUCUCAUUUCCAGUUGUGUUUCUGUCACUCGGAGCAGAGAUUCUGGGCAGUCUUGAGUCGGCCACAGUUUACCCCACUGGCCACUCUUUGUCCCACACCAAGUACUUCCUCUGGCCCAGGCGGUGGGGCGUGGCUCUUUCAUCAGGUGCCAGUGCAGGUGCACACAGUCAGACUCUCAACUCAUCCCCGCGCCGGCCGCCCGGACUGUUGUCUCCAGCACCCACCGAAAGCAGUCUGACCAUAUGAACUUGCCCCUCAGGGAGGGGAAGAAUCGCCGCCCACGGCUGUGCUGGUUCCCAAAGGAAGAAGUGUCCUGACCAGGUGACCGCUAAAGGGAAGCAGUGCCAGGACCUGGGACCCAGCAGUCACUCCCAGGUCUACACCCAGCAGAAGCGAGGACCCUCAUCUACCAUGAGACAAGUACAGGAGUGUGUGCAGCCGCUCUGACUGUCACCCCAGACCACAGGCAGCUCAGGUGUUCGUGAGAAGUAAGAUGGUGACCUGUGCACGCAGUGGUGUGCCGUGCGCCAGUGAGAAGAGUGCGCUGCCUGCGGUGUUGACUUCCGCAGGCGGAGUGCUGAGCAGCCACUCUGUCCCUGGAGUUGGGUGUUGGAGGUGGAGCCCCAGAGAAGCCUUCUCAAGUGGAUGAAGUAGGUAGCUAAGAUGCACACUGGGGCAAAGAGUGUGGGCAGAGGAAGUAGUCCUCUUUCCCACUCUUUGAAUGUGUUUUACCGCCCACCUGCUCCACUAGAUUUCUGUCUCUUGACAAAGGGAAAAGAUGAUCUUAUUUUCCUUUAUUUCAGAUUCUGACCUAGGAAACAUGUGACAAGAAGGUGACUCUGGAGCCUGAAUUUCUGAGGAUGGAAAUCUGCCUGAGAACAUGUCAGAAACACUCACAGUGAUGGAACCCCCUGCCUCUGAGUCUGGGGCAUUCCCUGAACCCAGAUUAGAGGGACUUUUGGGAAACCCAGAGGGGAGCUGCCCCCCUCAGGAGGGCGGUUUCAGGGGGGUGACGAUUACCCAUUGGAAGAUCCAAGCAGGAGAGGCAGCUCGGGUGGGCAGUAAAUCAGGAGAAAGCCCAGUUCUAAGCUCAAACCUCCUCCUUCUCCAGAGAGAGCUUGUGGAAGGGGAAGCCCAUCAGUGUGAGAUUUGUGGCAAAAGCUUCACAUUUAACUCGGACCUAGUUAGACAUCAGAUUUCUCAUGCUGGGGAGAAACCUUACAGAUGUGAGCAGUGUGGGAAAAGCUUCAGCCAGAGCUCUCACCUUGUUGAGCAUCAGCGAGUGCACACUGGAGAAAGACUCUAUGUGUGCAACAUGUGUGGAAAGGACUUCAUUCAUUACACAGACCUCGCUGAGCACCAGAGAGCACAUACAGGAGGAAAACCAUUCCGAUGCAUGCAGUGUGGGAGAGCCUUCCAUCACAGCUCAGACCUGGUUCGGCACCAGCGAGUUCACACCCGGGAGAGGCCUUUUGAAUGCAAGGAGUGUGGGAAAGGCUUCAGCCAGAGCUCAUUGCUUAUUCGCCAUCAGAGAAUUCACACAGGAGAAAGACCUUAUGAGUGUAAUGAGUGUGGAAAGUCCUUCAUUAGGAGCUCGAGCCUUAUUCGACAUUAUCAGAUCCACACAGAAGUGAAACAGUAUGAAUGUAAGGAGUGUGGGAAGGCCUUCCGUCAUCGCUCAGACCUCAUUGAACAUCAGAGAAUUCACACUGGAGAGAGGCCCUUUGAAUGUAACGAAUGUGGGAAAGCCUUUAUUCGGAGUUCAAAGCUUAUUCAACAUCAGAGAAUCCAUACUGGGGAAAGGCCUUAUGUGUGCAAUGAGUGUGGGAAGCGCUUCAGCCAGACAUCAAACUUUACCCAGCAUCAGAGAAUUCACACUGGAGAGAAACUCUAUGAAUGUAACGAAUGUGGGAAAGCUUUCUUUCUGAGUUCGUACCUUAUUCGACACCAGAAAAUCCACACUGGAGAGAGAGUGUAUGAAUGUAAAGAAUGUGGGAAAGCUUUUCUCCAGAAAGCCCAUCUCACCGAACACCAGAAAAUCCACACUGGGGAUAGGCCCUUUGAAUGUAAGGACUGUGGGAAAGCUUUCAUUCAGAGCUCCAAGCUGCUUCUGCAUCAGAUUAUUCAUACUGGCGAAAAGCCCUAUGUAUGUAGUUACUGUGGGAAAGGCUUUAUUCAAAGGUCAAACUUCCUUCAACACCAGAAAAUUCAUACUGAAGAGAAACUCUAUGAAUGUAGUCAGUAUGGGAAAGACUUCAACUCAACCCCAAACUUUAAAAAUAAUCAAGGUGUUCACCAAGAGGGACUUCCCUUGAGUAAGACCGCCAUGCAUGUGGGUGAGAAGUCUGCAGGUCAGGGGGAACACACAAAUAACUUAUAAAAUAUUUACUCUCCAACUCAGUGAUGUUUAGAAGGAGUAGCAUGACUCCUAACUGGUAUGACUUUGGAUGUGUCGGCUUUUUCCAAAGUCCUCGAUAGGGCCGCUUUCAGAUUGGGCUGUCACCUACCACUGCGCAGCAGCACUGGGCUGCUGUCCUCCCCACUACGAAUGUGUGACGUCAGGAGAGCCACGUGACUGGACAGCUGAUGGAGCUGGAAUAAUGCUGGGGGAGGGGCUAGGUCUAAAGAAGCUUUCUGCGUGUUACUGCACAGUUACAGUCCAUCCGAGUUAAAAAUACUUUUUAAAGCAGAACUAUGUAUCUAAUCUUAAUACUUAAAAGAAUAUCACAUGGUUAAUUUUGGUCUAUCAAAAAGGCAAGUUGGAGAAAGACCUUCGUUAUUUCAAACCACAGGUUGGUUCCCCGUUGUCCUUAGGAUAAUUUCCAAGCUCCCAGUCCUGCUUUCUAAGGCCUUUUGCUUCCUGGAAUUUUAUCUCCCACUCCUUAACCUCCCGCCGCAGCAGCUCUAACUGCUUGACAUUCCCGCUUAACCCAAGCUGUACUUGCCUCCUCUUUGUCCUUGUCUGAACGCUCUCCACUGCACACCUGGUUAGCUCCUUACCAGGAGUCAAGACCCAUGUUAGGCUCAGCCAGCUACCCCUCUGUGCUCGUGUUGCUGGCGUGCACUUCUGUUACUGCACUUGCUUUGGUGUAUCAAAAUGAUGUUCUUAUCUACCAUCUCUCACUAGUACACUACUAAUUCCUUAAGGACUUGGUCAUAGUCGAUGGGUUCAUGUGUCCGUGGCACCUGGUGCAGGGCAGUAAGAAGCGUAGCUGGAUCUGUGUGUCACUGGCUCUUCUCUCCCUUGUGCUGCUGUAGUUUACGUUUUUGGGUUUUGUUGUUUUGUAACAGUAUAAUUUGCUGGUCUGCUGGAAGUAUCUUCUCUCUCAGCUCUGUUGAUGUCUUCUGCUUCUGUGUAACUUGGAAGUUGUAAGCAGUAGCUAGUGGAAGACCAGCGCGCCUCGUGUUUAUGCCUUCAGAGCUCACCCAUGACCGUCUCCUUGCUGUUGGGGAGUGUUGUCUUCACCUGGCUGCCUGUGUAUUUUUCUAAUCCACUCAAGGGGCACACAAUCGCAGUGCACUGCUCAAGGUUUCCUGUCUCAGCAGUUCCACGAUUGACCUCAUCUCUUAUGGUCACUUUCUCUGCUUUCUGGCUCAUUUUGUCAUUUAUCUGAAAAUGUAUUGAUCUAAAAGGACUGGGUCUGAACACUUGGGAAACAGAUGAAAUUGUUGAUUCUGAUGGGGAAGACAGAUCAUUGCAUAGAGUUAAGUGCUGAAGUAGAAGUUCCACAUUGUGUAGGAACAUAGGUAAGGAGGAGACUGAUCUGUUGUGGAGGAUCUGGGCCAGCUUCACAGAAGAGGUGACCCUAGAACUGAGAGAGCGAGUGCCAUGGCAGCUAGAGAAGAGGAUGACCUGGGAGAGGAAUCUGUAGAUACGGAGAGGGGCAGUAGACAUAUCUUUGGGGAGCUGUAGUACACAGUAGAUAAUGGUCUACCCAACUUUCAGUUGCUGCCUCUGAUUUUCUUUUCUCUGAACAUUAACAAAAACAACCAGUUUUGAAAUUACAUGACCCCCCCCCAAUAUGGGCAUAUUCUGAGUUUUUAAAUUCCAGCAACACUAGAAACCUUCAGGGGUAAGUGAUAAAGAGGGGCAUACAGUACAUCUUCUGGAAAAUCAUUACUAGAGAUGUUACAGAUGGUACAGAAGAGAGAUUAUCAAGGCCAUUUCAAUCAACUUUGGUGACAUCUAUUUUCCAUACAGUAAAACAUAUUUAAAGUGUACAGAGUUUUGAGAAACCAUAUACCUGUGUAACAACCAUUAGAAUAAAGAAAAAUAAUGUUCUUAUCAUUCAAACAGGUUCCCUUUUGCCCUUUCCCAGUUAGUUGUGCCCUAGUCCCAAAUACCUGCUUUGGGUCAGUGUAGAUUAGUUUCACUUGUAGGGCUUCACAUAAAUGGACCCAUACAGUAUAUAAUUCUAUGUGUCUUGACUUCUUUUGCUUUGGCAUGUUGUAAAGACUCAACCAAGUAGUUAUGUGUUUGGGUGUCUCUCUGCUGAGUAGUGUUCUAUUGAACGGACAAACUUUUGUUCAUCGCCUGUUGAUAGAAAUUUGGGUUUCCAGAUUUGGCUUUUAUGAAUAAAACUGCUAUGAGCAUUUGUGUAAAAGUAUUUAUUUGGACAUGCCUCUUUAUUUUUCUUGGGCUAAUGCAUAGGAACUUAAUUUCUGGGUUAUGAGUGUGUUUUCAUAAGAAAUGGCCAAAAAUUCUCCAUAGUGGUUGCACCAUUUCACACUCUUC